Molecule: messenger RNA, 4091 nt
Organism: Quercus robur (English oak)
Lineage: Eukaryota; Viridiplantae; Streptophyta; Magnoliopsida; Fagales; Fagaceae
Product: phytochrome A-2
Exons: 5
Coding region: 550-3915 (1121 amino acids)
Biological process (GO): protein-tetrapyrrole linkage; regulation of DNA-templated transcription; detection of visible light
Cellular component (GO): nucleus
Molecular function (GO): protein homodimerization activity; phosphorelay sensor kinase activity; photoreceptor activity
Source: RefSeq, a predicted model, not a curated record
AUUUUUUAAUGGGAACCGACUUAGCACUUAGCUGAAAUAGAAAGUGAUUUCAGCACUGUUAAGAGGCAGGGACGAAUAGAAAUUCAAGAUCAUGCUAUUUAUGGGUGUCAUCAACGACCUCUAUAAUCCUUCUUUGGAAACCAAACCGCCCUCCUUAUUAUAAUAUUUUAAUAUAUGUAUCACAGGCACAGCUUGUGACUCUCUCACUCCCUUUGGAUCCAUGUCUUGGAGAUGUGUUACAUAAAAAUUAUUCUGAACCCAUCAAGAAAGUUUGUCUGUGAGUUUGUUUAUCUAUGAAAAAAAUACUACUACUAUUAGUACAGGUGGUCCCUGCUAAGUGCUGGGAUUGAAGGCAAAGCACAGACAGUGGAGGUGGUGAUCGAGAUGAUGUGGUUUUUUCCAUGAAAUGGGGUUGGGAUUUACUGGACACACUUUGGAUUCUCUAAUAAAACUUUCUCCAACCUGCUUUGUAUCUCAGUUUGAGCCAGACUGAUUCUCAGACAUCUGGGUUUUGUUUCCUGAAGCUUUAAAAAACGAGUUGGGGUGAGAAUGUCUUCUUCAAGGCCUAGCCAUUCAUCCAGCAAUUCAGGGCGCUCAAGACACAGUGCCAGGAUUAUUGCUCAGACCACUGUUGAUGCAAAGCUUCACGCAGAUUUUGAGUCAUCAGGUGAUUCUUUUGAUUACUCUAGCUCAGUGCGUGUUACCAGUGCAGUUACUGGGGAUCAACAACCCAGGUCUGACAAAGUAACCACAGCUUACCUCCAUCACAUACAGAAAGGCAAGCUGAUCCAGCCAUUUGGUUGCUUGCUAGCCUUAGAUGACAAAACUUUCAAGGUCAUUGCAUACAGUGAGAAUGCCCCUGAAAUGCUGACCAUGGUCAGUCAUGCAGUCCCAAGUGUUGGAGACCACCCAGUUCUUGGCAUUGGAACAGAUGUAAGGACUAUUUUCACUGCACCCAGUGCCUCUGCAUUGCAGAAGGCCCUAGGGUUUGCAGAUGUUUCUCUUUUGAAUCCCAUUUUAGUCCAUUGCAAGACAUCUGGGAAGCCCUUUUACGCAAUUGUGCAUCGGGUAACAGGUGGCUUGAUCAUUGAUUUUGAGCCAGUGAAGCCUUAUGAAGUCCCCAUGACGGCUGCUGGUGCCCUGCAAUCAUACAAGCUUGCAGCCAAAGCAAUUACCCGAUUGCAGUCUUUGCCUAGUGGUAGCAUGGAAAGGCUUUGUGAUACAAUGGUUCAGGAGGUUUUUGAGCUCACAGGUUAUGACAGGGUGAUGGCAUAUAAAUUUCAUGAUGAUGAUCAUGGUGAAGUGGUCUCUGAGAUUACAAAGCCAGGACUAGAGCCAUAUCUGGGUUUGCAUUAUCCAGCCACUGAUAUCCCUCAGGCUGCUCGUUUCUUAUUUAUGAAGAAUAAGGUCCGUCUGAUUGUUGAUUGUCACGCCAGAAAUGUGAAGGUGCUUCAAGAUGAGAAGCUUCCAUUUGAUCUGACAUUGUGUGGUUCAACCUUAAGGGCUCCACACAGUUGCCAUUUACAGUACAUGGAGAAUAUGAAUUCCAUUGCUUCUCUGGUUAUGGCAGUUGUAGUCAAUGAGGGGGAUGAAGAAGGGGACAACUCUAACUCUGUGCAGCCACAAAAGAGAAAGAGACUUUGGGGUUUAGUAGUAUGCCAUAACACAACUCCAAGGUUUGUUCCAUUCCCUCUUAGGUAUGCUUGUGAGUUCCUAGCCCAAGUAUUUGCCAUUCAUGUGAAUAAGGAAUUAGAGUUGGAAAAUCAAAUUGUUGAGAAGAACAUAUUACGUACCCAAACACUCUUGUGCGAUUUGCUGAUGCGAGAUGCACCCUUGGGAAUUGUUUCACAAAGCCCAAAUAUAAUGGAUCUCGUGAAGUGUAAUGGUGCUGUCCUAUUAUACAAGAAUAAGAUAUGGAGACUGGGAGUUACUCCAAGUGAUUUCCAGCUGCAUGACAUAGCAUCAUGGCUCGAGAAGUACCAUAUGGAUUCUACAGGUUUGAGUACAGAUAGUCUGUAUGAUGCGGGGUUCCCAGGGGCUCUUGCGCUUGGUGAUGAAGUAUGUGGAAUGGCAGCUGUGAGGAUAACUUCCAAGGACAUGAUAUUCUGGUUUCGCUCCCACACUGCUGCUGAAAUUCAAUGGGGUGGUGCAAAGCAUGAACCUGGUGAGAAGGAUGACGGUAGGAGGAUGCACCCGAGAUCUUCAUUCAAGGCUUUCCUUGAUGUUGUCAAGACAAGGAGUUUACCCUGGAAGGACUAUGAAAUGGAUGCAAUCCAUUCUUUGCAGCUUAUCUUGAGGAAUGCAUUUAAAGAUGUUGAAGCAACGGGUACAAGUAACAAUGCAAUUAACAUGAAGCUUAGUGACCUCAAAAUUGAAGGGAUGCAAGAACUGGAAGCAGUGACAAGUGAGAUGGUCCGUUUAAUUGAAACAGCCACAGUGCCAAUUCUGGCAGUAGAUGUUGAUGGGCUGAUAAAUGGGUGGAAUACAAAGAUUGCAGAAUUAACUGGUCUUGCUGUUGAUAAGGCAAUUGGAAAUCUUUUUCUCACACUUGUAGAAGAUUCUUCAACUGAUAUGGUCAAAAGGAUGUUGUCCUUGGCACUGCAGGGAAAAGAAGAGCAGAACAUCCAAUUUGAGAUCAAAACACAUGGGUCUAAGAGUGAUUCUGGUCCCAUCAGCUUAGUUGUGAAUGCAUGUGCAAGUAGGGAUCUUCGAGAUAAUGUUGUGGGGGUUUGUUUUGUGGCCCAGGACAUCACUGGUCAGAAGAUAGUCAUGGAUAAGUUCACCAGGAUUGAAGGCGAUUACAAAGCUAUUGUACAAAAUCCAAAUCCAUUGAUUCCUCCAAUAUUUGGUACGGAUGAAUUUGGGUGGUGCUGUGAGUGGAAUCCAGCAAUGACAGUGGUAAGUGGGUGGACACGAGAGGAAGUGAUAGAUAAAAUGCUCUUGGGGGAGGUUUUUGGGACACACACAUCUUGCUGUCGUCUCAAGAAUCAGGAAGCUUUUGUAAAUCUUGGAGUUGUACUUAAUAAUGUAAUGACUGGUCAGGAAUCUGAGAAGGUCACUUUCGGUUUCUUUGCUCGGAGUGGAAAGUAUGUGGAGUGCCUGCUAUGUGUGAGUAAGAAAUUGGACAGAGAGGGUGCAGUCACUGGGGUCUUUUGCUUCUUGCAGCUUGCUAGCCAGGAGCUGCAACAAGCACUUCAUAUACAGCGUUUAUCUGAGCAAACUGCCAUGAAGAGAUUGAAAGCAUUGGCUUAUAUAAAAAGGCAGAUACGAAAUCCUUUAUCUGGGAUUAUAUUUUCUCGGAAAAUGAUGGAAGGUACUGAGUUAGGAGUUGAACAAAAACAGCUUCUGCAUACUAGUGUCCAGUGCCAGCACCAGAUCAGCAAGGUUAUUGAUGACUCAGAUCUUGAUAGCAUCAUUGAUGGCUACUUGGAUCUCGAAAUGGUUGAAUUUACACUGCAUGAAAUAUUGGUUGCCUCUAUAAGUCAAGUCAUGACAAAGAGCAGUGACAAGGGAAUCCUAAUGGUCAAUGAUGUGGCAGAGGAGAUUGUGAAUGAAACCUUAUAUGGUGAUAGUAUUAGGCUUCAACAGGUCUUAGCUGAUUUCUUGUUGAUAUCAGUAAAUUAUGCAGCAACUGGAGGCCAGCUUAAUGUUGCAGCCAGUUUGACCAAGGAUCAACUGGGGCAAUCUGUUCAUCUUGCACGUCUUGAGCUCAGGAUUUCACAUUCAGGUGGAGGGGUGCCAGAAGCAUUGCUGAACCAGAUGUUUGGAACUGAUGGAGAUCCAUCUGAGGAGGGAAUCAGCCUGUUCAUUAGCAGAAAGCUAUUAAAGCUCAUGAAUGGAGAUGUACGGUAUCUAAGGGAAGCAGGAAAAUCAACCUUCAUCAUAUCUGUUGAACUUGCUGCCACACAUAAGUAGCAGGCCUAAAAGAUUUUCAAAGAAAAAUGUUGCGCAAUCUAUUUAUUACCGUUUGAGAGGAACAGAAGCUCAAAGCUGUAUUUCACUUGCAAUGUAAUUUUCCUUUAUUUAUGUCUCUUGUUGACAUUUUUGUGUUGGUUUAACCUGUAAAUAAGCAAGUUUGCAAUGUUUUCUAA